Molecule: messenger RNA, 2080 nt
Organism: Ictalurus punctatus (channel catfish)
Lineage: Eukaryota; Metazoa; Chordata; Actinopteri; Siluriformes; Ictaluridae
Gene: mnta
Product: MAX network transcriptional repressor a
Exons: 6
Coding region: 230-1855 (541 amino acids)
Biological process (GO): regulation of transcription by RNA polymerase II
Molecular function (GO): RNA polymerase II cis-regulatory region sequence-specific DNA binding; protein dimerization activity; DNA-binding transcription factor activity, RNA polymerase II-specific
Source: RefSeq, a predicted model, not a curated record
GGUUACUGCUCAGGCUCUCACAGCCCGCCAUCUUGUUGCGGCUCUACUACGUGUGUGGAAGAGUUCCUACAAGAGGAGGGGGGGGUCAAGUUGCAUUUUCUUCUUUCCCCCCUUCCUUUUAAGUUGAGAUCCAGGGUGCCGAACGACAGAUUUUUCUUUUCUUUUUUUUGCUCCAAAGCAGGAACUGCUUAACUGUUUUAUUUUGCGGAAUUAAAAUAAUACAACAGAGAUGAGUAUCGAGACGCUUUUGGAGGCAGCCAAGUUUUUAGAAUUGCAAGCCCAGCAACAACAGAAAACACGUGAAGAGAACGAGCUUCGGGAGAGACUGCGCCUCGAACAGGAAGCAGGGAAGCGAAGAGCGGAAGUACCCCAGUGCAUUCAAGCCACACAUGCCAAUCACCUGACCUCGGGGGAGGAGCUGAGUCCAGAGCGUAACCACGCCCCUCCGUCAGCCCUGUCCUCUCCUCCCCCUCCUGCUCCCUCCAUUCCAAUCACAGUCAUUCCCAUUCCUGUGGUGUCGUCAAACCCGACCAUAUCACCUGCAUCCCCCCACCUCAGUGUGCCCCAAAAAGACACCCACUCACUCCAAUCUCAGCAUCUACUUCCCCAACGUGCAGUCUUACCCCCUCAAACUAAUGGCCCAAAACUUUCCCAGCCAUUGCAGCCAUACCCUGGGUCCAUCAUUAGAGCUUCCCAGCAUACUCUGCUCCCCCAUCCAACAAACACCCCAGCACAGCCAAGCCUCAUGGCCAAAACCAGCCCUCCUGAUGAUCACCAUGGCCUGGAUGGCAAGAAAAGACCCGGAGGGGCAGGAACAAGGGAAGUACAUAACAAGCUUGAAAAAAACAGACGUGCACACUUGAAGGAAUGCUUCGAAACCCUCAAGAAGAACAUCCCUAAUGUUGAUGAGAAGAAAACCUCCAAUCUGAGUGUGCUGAGAAGUGCGCUAAGAUACAUUCAGACUUUGAAGAGGAAAGAGAAGGAGUAUGAGCAUGAGAUGGAGCGCCUGGCCCGUGAGAAGAUCUCCACACAACAGAGGCUGGCUGAGCUGAAGAACGAGUUCAGCCAGUGGAUGGACAUGAUGGAGGUUGAGAGGCUUCUGCGUCAGACCGUCCAGCCCGAAGAUGACCAAGCAUCCACGUCCACAGCCUCAGAAGGUGAAGAUAACAUGGACGAGGACAUCGAGGAAGAGGGUGUGCUGACCCCACCUCACUCCUUACCCAGAGUGCCUCAGCCAGAGCUCAGGAAGCUAUCGCCAUCUCUGCCCCAAACUCUUUCUGUCUCCUCCAAGCCCUUCCAACCUCCACCAUCUGCUACUGCGUCCUCUGCCUUGGCCCCUGCCCAGCCUUCCUCGCCCUCACUCUCCUUGCCCCCUGCACAGGCAGCAGUGACCCAGCAGCCCCAGGCCAUGGUGGCCCCUCAGGGCCUGGCAUAUGGGCAUAUUGUAGCCACUCCCAGCAUCCAGCCAACAGUAAUCACACAUGCUUCUUCACAUGCCUCUGUCAUCCAAGCUGUCAAUCAAGUCACCCAGACAGGCACCAAGCACAUAGCCCACAUCGCCCCCUCCUCCACCUCUUCCUUGUCCUCUUCCACCAGCGCCAUACAGCUGGCACCUGGACCUCAAACCAUUGGGCACAUCACGGUGCACCCGGUGACGCACCUUCCUACACUAUACCCACAACCAGUCACCAUCUCACACGCCCAGGCCAAUGGCACCACAGUGUUGGCCAAACAGACGCCUGUUGGGCAUCAGGUGCUCUCACAUCACCCGCAGCUGGUGGGCCAGACUGUCCUCAACCCGGUUACCAUGGUGACCAUGCCCUCUUUCCCUGUCAGCACACUGAAGCUGGCAUGAGAGAACAGGCUGAUGUGGACUCUGAACUUACUGGCACAAGCCCCUGUUAGUCACAUCCAGCAUUACAGCAGACAAAAGCAGUACAUUCCAAAUACAAACAAAUCUAUGAAGAGUCUAAGAUAAAUCUAUCUAAAUUUAUAUACAUCUAUGUUAUGUUGUAUGGUAAAAGGAAAAAAAAAAAGAUUUUGUAUCCUUUUUGUGUGGAUAAAAUUAGAUUGUGAUGUC